AUGACAACCUUACUUAAAAAUAAAUCUUCAUUUUUGCCACCAAUAAAUGGCACAAAUAAAUCUAGUUAGUACGAAAAACGCUUAAAUUAUUUAGGAGAAUAAAAAGAAUAGAAAUCUCCUGAUUUUUUUAAAGAUACUAGAGUAAAUAGUUGUUCUUAUAUAAAAGUCAAAGUAAAUGUCCCGUAAGCAGUCCCUUAUUAUACUUUAGCUAAUUAAUCAUAUGCAGAUAAAAUAACAAAAAGUACAUAUAUAAAUUCAUUAAAUAGUGAUGUUUAUAAAAUAAGACAAUUUUAACAUGCUGGAAUGAAAAAUAAAUUACUUGAACCAUAUUCUAUGAAUUCAUACAGAAACAGAUUACCUAUAAAAGAUGUAGAUUUAUAAUUUUAAAAUGCUACUUAGAUUGAACUUGGAAACAGAUAUUAAAAUGUUUCAAGAAGAUUUAUAAGCCAAUCUAAAAACACAUAUGGAAAUUUCGGAAAAUUUGACCCUGUUAGUAAUCCUGGAAUUAAUUCUAGAUGUACUAAAUGGCAUCAUUAUCUUUAAAGCAAAUGA
Molecule: messenger RNA, 552 nt
Organism: Ichthyophthirius multifiliis
Lineage: Eukaryota; Ciliophora; Oligohymenophorea; Hymenostomatida
Exons: 3
Source: RefSeq, a predicted model, not a curated record